Molecule: messenger RNA, 2092 nt
Organism: Plectropomus leopardus (leopard coralgrouper)
Lineage: Eukaryota; Metazoa; Chordata; Actinopteri; Perciformes; Serranidae
Gene: lhx6a
Product: LIM homeobox 6a
Biological process (GO): neuron differentiation; regulation of transcription by RNA polymerase II; forebrain neuron development
Cellular component (GO): nucleus
Molecular function (GO): RNA polymerase II transcription regulatory region sequence-specific DNA binding; DNA-binding transcription factor activity, RNA polymerase II-specific
Source: RefSeq, a predicted model, not a curated record
UCUAAAUAAGGCUCUCUGAGGAGCAGCAAGCUCGCCUCUGCAAAGCUUCAUAACUUCUCUAGUGUGUGUCAGUGGCGGGCAGAUCGUCGCGCACAGCAGCGUUUUAGAGACAGAGACAUUUUUUGCGUUAAAAUUAAAAUCUGUGCGCCAUGGUAUACGGAUGGUACACGUUUUGACGCCCAUCGCAGAGUCUUCUCCUGAUUCCACACGCCGAGUUUGGAGACACUGUACGCUGUGAGACAUCAGGGGUUCAUGUACUGGAAAAAUGAAGUUCUGUCCUCUCUUUCAGAGGGAAAUAAGAUUCUGUCCGAAGGAAUUCCCACGAAGCAGGUGAUCUCUACCGAGCAUCAGAGUACACCGGGAGCCUCGCGCUGCAGUGUGGACUCUAAACACGCGCCAAUGUCUCACUCGGACGGAGAAUCCCAGCGGUCCAACAUGGAGCGGGAGGACACUCGCUCGUCCCCCAGCACUCCGUCCACUCCCUCCGUGUGCUCACCGACCUCCACCACCAGCUCGGUGCCGUCCACCGGGAAGAACAUGUGCGCGAGCUGCGGUCAGGAGAUCCUGGACAGAUACUUACUGAAGGUGAACAACCUGAUCUGGCACGUGCGCUGUCUGGAGUGUUCUGUCUGCAGGACGUCGCUACGUCAGCACAGCAGCUGCUACAUCAAAAACAAAGAGAUCUUCUGUAAAAUGGAUUAUUUCAGUAGGUUUGGUACUAAGUGUGCCCGCUGUGGGCGGCAGAUAUACGCCAGCGACUGGGUGCGCCGCGCAAGAGGAAACGCAUACCACUUGGCAUGUUUUGCGUGCUACUCGUGUAAGAGGCAAUUGUCCACGGGAGAGGAGUUUGGUUUGGUGGAGGAGAAAGUCCUGUGUAGGAUCCACUACGACACCAUGGUUGAGAACCUCAAACGAGCAGCAGAGAGUGGCAAUGGUAUCACAUUAGAAGGAGCUGUUCCAACAGAACAAGACAGUCAACCCAAACCGGCCAAAAGGGCACGGACAUCUUUUACUGCAGAACAGCUACAGAUCAUGCAGGCUCAGUUUGCCCAGGACAACAAUCCAGAUGCCCAGACGCUACAGAAACUAGCCGACAUGACAGGCCUCAGCAGACGAGUUAUACAGGUGUGGUUUCAAAACUGCAGAGCAAGACACAAAAAGCACACGCCCCAGCACAGUGGGGCUCCCCCAGGUCAUCCCCAGUCCAGGAUACCCUCGUCCCUGCCAGAUGAGCUGCAUUACUCCCCCUUUGGCAGUCCUGAACGGGCACGCAUGGUGGCCCUUCACGGGUAUAUCGACAGUCACCCCUUCUCAGUGCUGACCUCUCAGAGUCUCCCUCACCAGGCCAUGUCGCUGCCACAGCUCCCCCUCAGCCGCUAGCGUUUCACCACUAUGACCCCUAAUGCUCCGGAUCCUAACCCUUGAUCUCCCAUCACUGACGUCUGCAAACUGACCCAGAGGUCAUGCACAAGUCAACCUGGAGAAAAGACACAUCUUACAGGAGCCCUGCCCGUACGGAAACAGAAAAAGAAACGGAAGCACGAGGAAAAACUACAUCCGUCAUUACAGGGUUUUUUUUCUUUUUGGGGACAGGAAUAUCCCACCUGCAGCCACUCUGUCAGAAACGAUUGUGAAGCAUUUAUCAUUAGUGGGAGCUCACUGACUGUAUUUCACAUCACCUAAAGGACCCAUAUUGCUUCACAUGUACAGCGUCCUCCAAUCUACUCAUCCAACCUUUGACAUGAAGGUGGAGGGAGUUUUAAAGGGAUGAAACUGACAGAGGAAGCUGAAGUGAGUGCUGUCAGAAUACUGAAGAUAAACAAAGAGGGGAAAACUUAAAGGGGGAACUGUCAUUGUGGCCCAGCACACACAGUAGACCACAUUAGAGGUAAGACUCCUCACUCUUUUCUCUCUAAGCAACAAUGAAGGAAACAUACAUGUAAAUUAAAUAAGUGGUUGGAAUAUUUUCUUUAGAAAUGACAAAAGAAUAAACAGAAACUUCCAAGUUACAGUUUUUGGUCAUUUUCAACUGAAAUGAGGUGCAGAAUCAGAUUUUUGCUGAAGAAUAAAAAAUAUUGUGUGCCUUAUCUUU